AUGGCAACAAUUGCUGACACUUCUAGAGACCCUUGCCCAAUCGUCAUUCUUAACGACUUUGGUGGCGCCUUCUCAAUGGGCGUCAUGGGUGGCGCUGUCUGGCACGGUAUUAAAGGUUUCCGCAAUUCUCCCUAUGGCGAACGACGCGCUGGUGCAAUUUCUGCAAUCAAACUACGUGCCCCAACUGUUGGCGGCAACUUUGGUGUUUGGGGUGGUAUUUUCUCCACUUUUGAUUGUGCUGUCAAGGCUGUCCGUAGAACUGAGGACCCAUUUAAUGCUAUCAUUGCAGGAUUCUUUACUGGUGGUGCCCUUGCCAUUCGUGGUGGCUGGAAAGCUACUCGUAACGGUGCAAUCACUUGUGCAUGUGUCCUGGCCGUCUUUGAAGGUGUCGGUAUUGCCUUCCAACGCAUCAUGGCCCCCCAGAGCAUGCCUAUUGCUCCAGAGAUUCCUGAGACUCCUCUGCCGGCGGCGUAA
Molecule: messenger RNA, 474 nt
Organism: Magnusiomyces paraingens
Lineage: Eukaryota; Fungi; Ascomycota; Dipodascomycetes; Dipodascales; Dipodascaceae
Exons: 1
Coding region: 1-474 (157 amino acids)
Biological process (GO): protein import into mitochondrial matrix
Cellular component (GO): mitochondrial inner membrane; TIM23 mitochondrial import inner membrane translocase complex
Molecular function (GO): transmembrane protein transporter activity
Source: RefSeq, a predicted model, not a curated record